UUUCAUAUGAUUUUUCAUCUUUCAUAUUCGCAAGCACAACGUUGCUUUCUUGACAAUAACAUUUUCUUUUCGAGCUCUCCCAAAAUGGAUAAAGACGUGGACGUGGAAUCCAAAAUAACCCGGAAGGCAUUGAUAAUGCCUAAAUUGCCCAAUAAUUUGACGUUGGAAGAAAAAAAAUACCUACUAGCUGUAGAAAGAGGAGAUAUGCCUAAUGUUAGAAGGAUGCUACAAAAAGCUCACAAGCAUAAGUCCAAGAUCAACAUUAACUGCAUGGAUAGUCUGGGCAGGGGAGCUUUAACAAUAGCCAUUGAUCAAGAAAAUUUAGAAAUGGUCGAAUUACUAAUUGUAAUGGGAGUUGAAACUAGAGAUUCUCUUUUGCACGCCAUCAAUGUUGAAUUUGUCGAAGCAGUUGAACUACUGUUGGAGCAUGAGGAACUUAUUCACAAAGAAGGCGAACCUUACAGCUGGCAAAAAGUUGAUAUCAACAUGGCUAUGUUCACUCCUGACAUAACGCCCUUAAUUUUAGCUGCUCACAGAAAUAAUUACGAGAUUUUAAAGAUACUUUUAGAUAGAGGAGCUACUGUACCCAUGCCCCAUGACAUAAAAUGCGGCUGCGAAGAAUGCAUAAGACAAUCUGAAGAAGAUUCUCUGCGACAUUCGUUAUCUCGAUUAAACGAAUACAAAGCUCUGGCGAGCCCUUCUCUUAUUGCUUUAUCGUCCAGCGAUCCCCUUUUGACGGCUUUCCAGCUCUCGUGGGAAUUGCGAAAUCUGGCGUUAUCCGAACCGGAGUGUAAAUCCGAAUACAUGGAAUUGCGACAGCAGUGUCAACAGUUUGCUGUUGAUUUGCUACAUCAAUCUAGAAAUUCUCAAGAACUGGCUAUAAUCUUAAACCACGAUCCCGAUAAUCCACCCUAUCAAGAAGGAGAGCACAUGAAAUUGGCUCGAUUAGAAUUAGCCAUACAAUAUAAACAGAAGAAGUUUGUUUCUCAUCCUAAUAUUCAGCAAUUAUUGGCUGCAAUUUGGUACGAAGGUGUUCCGGGAUUUCGAAGAAUGUCUUCGAAAGAUAAACUUUUGAUUAUCGUAAGGACGGCCUUGUUAUUUCCUUUUUACUGCUUGCUUUAUUACAUUGCUCCAGAUACUAAAACCGGCAAACUGAUGAGAAAGCCGUUCAUGAAAUUUUUGAUACACGCUUCUUCUUACCUGUUUUUUCUUUUACUGCUGAUUCUGGUCUCAUUAAGAGCUGAUGAUAUAGUAUUAGAAUAUUUUGGGUCCGAUUCGAUGAAAGCUUAUGUUAUUGAAAAAUACGAAAAACAACGUGGUAAUCCUCCUACAAUUUUAGAAUAUGCUGUGCUUCUCUACGUUAUAGGAUUUAUUUUGGAAGAAACGCAGGAAAUAUUCGUUGAAGGAAUCAAUUCAUAUCUACGUAAUUUAUGGAACUUUAUUGAUUUUACUCGAAAUGUUCUUUACACAGGCGUGUUUCUACUUCGCGUUGUUUCUUAUUUUCAACAAGCAAAGGAAAUCCGAAAUGAUCCUUCUACAUCUUACAUACGGAGAGAAGAUUGGAAUGCCUUCGAUCCUCAAUUGAUUGCUGAGGGUUUAUUUGCAGCAGCAAAUAUUUUCAGCGCUUUAAAAUUGGUUCAUCUAUUUUCAAUAAAUCCACAUUUGGGACCUCUACAAGUAUCUUUGGGUCGAAUGGUCAUUGACAUUGUUAAAUUUUUCUUCAUCUACUCAUUAGUACUAUUUGCAUUUGCUUGUGGCCUCAAUCAACUGUUGUGGUACUUCUCUGACUUGGAGAAAAAGAAAUGCUAUCAUUUUCCCAAUGGUAACCCCGAUUUUGAUGGCGAAGCAGAAGCUUGUAUGAAAUGGAGACGUUUUGCAAAUGUUUUCGAAUCAUCGCAAUCUCUAUUUUGGGCGAGUUUCGGUAUGGUAGAUCUUGCAAGUUUUGAGCUUACUGGAAUCAAGACUUACACAAGAUUUUGGGGCCUCUUAAUGUUCGGGUCAUACAGUGUGAUCAACGUCAUAGUAUUAUUAAACCUUCUUAUAGCUAUGAUGUCCAAUUCGUACGCCAUGAUCGAUGAGCAUUCUGACACAGAAUGGAAAUUUGCCAGAACCAAACUUUGGAUGAGUUACUUCGAAGAAACUGGUACUCUUCCUCCUCCUUUCAACAUUUUUCCGAAACCGAAGAUAUUGCUUAAAAUACUAGGUAUAAGGAAGAAGGAUAAAAUGAGAAGAAUGUCCACUAAAAGGCGAAACCGAGAAGAAAAAGAAAGAGACUACAAGUAUACAGCUGUUAUGAGGGCUUUAGUUUGGAGGUAUGUAUCGGCAAUGCAUCGAAAAUGUGACGAAGAAUUGGUUACUGAAGAUGAUGUAAACGAAUUAAAGAGCGAUAUAUCUUCAUUUCGUUAUGAACUCCUUGAAGUCUUAGGUAAAAAUGGCAUGGAUGUUUCAUCGGCGGCCAGAAAAGAUAAAGCUAUUUUGGGAAAGAAAAUGAAGAUGUGGGAAAGAAGGCUUAUGAAAGAUUUUAAAGUUGCUCCAAUUUCUCAAGAGGAAAAUGAAGAACUUUUUGCACCUCCACCUGAAAACGAAAAUUCACUAGCAAGGUUCAGAAGAGUAGCUAAACUAGCGGUACUCGAUUCGAACACAGUUAAAUGGAGACAAGUCGUCAAAAGCGCCCAAGUAGCAUCUCAAAUUGGCCGAUGUCAUAGGAAAGAUUCAUUCACUAAACAACAAAAUUUACAACGGGCUAUCGAAGAAGCCAAACGCUUAGCCUCUUCUAGAAGUCCGGAUAUUUCUAGAGCUACAACUCCACUAACACCGAUCAUGUUACCGGAUAUGAGUGGUUCAGAAAUCGUCAAGGUUAUUACCGGAAAAAGUGGAAAAGAAAAAACUGUUUAUGCAUUAAGCCCAAAUAUUACGAUAAAAAACCAUACUGAUAAGUCGCAGAUUCAAAGAUCUCAAAUUGCAACAAGCGAAAUCUCAUUGCAAAACAUCAAACGAGAAACGGCUGGCUCUCCAAUUCCUUUGGCUCUUUCGAGAAAUGAACAAGAUUUGAUAGAACUCGAUAGUACUAAAAAUUCUCCAUUACCAAAUCUUAAAACAACGUCCAGUCCUUCAAUUACAGGCGAAUACGAUUAUGCUGUACCUAUAUCAUCACCUCCAAGUAUAUCAUCACCGCCAUGUAUAUUAUCACCUCCAAUCAUAAUAUCAUCUCCUUCAGACGAGAAAUGUACAAGUCCUGAUAAGUUUUCAUUCAAAUCAGAAGACUCCAUAGAUUCAUUUGUUGAUCCAAAUAAAAAAAGUGAAUUGGAUGAUAUAUUAGGCGAUGACUGGGUUUUAUCUAGUGAUGAUAGAUCAUUCGAUGAUAUUAUACCGAGACCUUCGAGUCCAAUUCCUAUUCAAUUAUUAUCCGAACCAGAUAAUUCCAGUUUGUUGGAGCAAAUACAUUCGAAACAAAAAUCUCCAGUUCCCCCUAGUCCUAAGAGAAAAUCACCAGAGCCAGUCAAAACCAGCCCAAAGAAAAUAAUACCUGAUGUUAAUCCUAACACAUCUUCCCAAUCAGUCGUGGAUAUGAAAAGUGACCAGUCCGAGCAAGGAAGCAUAGAAAAAAUUACCGUUACUAAUGAAGCAAUUGAAACUAAAACUCUUGUACAAGAUAACGUGUUGUUCACAGAACAAGCUGUACCAAAAACUACAAUACGUUCUAGACUAACUCCCGAAGAACAUGAUGUGCCAACCCAAUGCAGCAUUUCACUUUCAGAUAUACAAAAACCAACAACUCCUCAACCAAAAUCUCCUGCAACUACACCUUUGGCUCAGAGAAACAUACAAAGAAUUUACGACAAAAACUCUCAACCUAGGUAUGGAUGGUUGUGAACGAAGAGUUUCAAAAAUAUCGCAUUAAAUAGAAGAAUAGAUCGUUUUUAAGGAUUUGGAAGAAAUGUUAUUUGGAUAUUAAUACGUAAUAUCGUGAUAUUACGUUGUAUUUUAAGUUUCAUGCUAUGCAAUUAUUUAUUUGUAAAGUCUAGAUAUUCUAAGGAAUUUAAAUUAUUAUACAUAUUAUUCACAUCAUAACAUUGGUGUAACCUUAGUUAUUUGUUUUAUUAAAUUAAAAGAUACUUAAAUUCAA
Messenger RNA from Phyllotreta striolata, 4126 nucleotides. The record is from the annotation of a GenBank genome assembly. NCBI's taxonomy places the organism in Eukaryota, Metazoa, Arthropoda, Insecta, Coleoptera, Chrysomelidae.